UGGAAGAAGUUCACUUCGUGCGAACAUUUAAAGGACUAAUCAUGUCUUGUGACGACGGAAAGCUUUUUGUCGGUGGCCUGAACUUUGAUACAGAUGAAAAGUGCUUGGAAUCUGUGUUCUGCAAAUACGGACAAAUCUCAGAAGUGGUGGUUGUGAAGGACCGUGAGACAAAGAGGUCUAGGGGCUUUGGGUUUGUCACAUUUGAGAACGUUGAUGAUGCAAAGGAUGCAAUGGAAGCAAUGAAUGGAAAGUCUGUUGAUGGAAGAAAGAUCCGUGUAGAUCAGGCUGGAAAAUCUUCAGGUGACAGACGUGGAGGUUAUAGAGGAGGAUCAUCUGGAGGGCGAGGAUUUUACCGUGGUGGUGGUGGCAGAGGACGUGGUGGAGACAGAGGCUAUGGAGGAGGCAGCCGAUUUGACAGCGGCAGCAGGAGUGGUGGUUAUGGUGGAUCCAGAGACUACUAUGGCGGUCAAAGGAGUCAAAGUUAUGGUGAUCGUUCAGGAGGAUCCUACAGAGACAACUAUGACAGCUAUACUGCAAACGACUAAAACUCCUGACUCAAGAUCAUCCUUCCAGUGGCUGUAUUUAUAAAGAUUUUUGGAGCUUCGCAAAACAGUUAAUGUGUAGUCUAUUGAAUUGUGUUCACUUUUUUUAUACCAGUUUGUUAAAUUCUCCUGACAGCCUCACUGGU
Bufo gargarizans (Asiatic toad) is the source of this 688-nucleotide messenger RNA. Its product is annotated as cold-inducible RNA-binding protein-like. Gene Ontology annotation, cellular component: spliceosomal complex. The transcript has a single exon. The record is from RefSeq and is a predicted model, not a curated record. Gene Ontology annotation, biological process: positive regulation of mRNA splicing, via spliceosome. Gene Ontology annotation, molecular function: RNA binding. Lineage: Eukaryota; Metazoa; Chordata; Amphibia; Anura; Bufonidae. The coding region runs from base 42 to 545 and encodes 167 amino acids.